AUGCCGGACAAAAAAGUGGAGAAGAAACUGGCCGAUUUGGGAAUCGUGCGAAAGGCCCUGCUCAUGACGUGUAACAGUGUCGAACAAUUUGUGACGAACUUCGACGCAGAUCGUGACAGUUGCCAGAUUCCGGUACGGCUCGAAAAUCUGGACAGAGUGUACCGGGACUUCCUAAAAGUGCAAGGUGAAAUUGAGAAGCAUGAUACGGCAGAGCGUCUUGAAGAACAUUUGUCAGAAAGAGUGGUUUUUGAAGGUCGUUAUUGUGCCGCGAAAGGUUUUCUGCUGUCCAAUCGAGCAGUAGACCUCAACCAAACUGUGCUCAACGCGACGGUUCAUCAGCCAGAAGUACCAGUUCACGGUACCUUCCAUCUUAGGCUGCCACAGAUAGAUCUUCCCAAGUUUUCCGGGGAUUUCUCGAAGUGGCUAUCCUUUCGGGACACCUACGCAUCGAUGGUGCACUCGAAUGCAGACAUUCCCACCGUUGCGAAACUGCAAUACCUGAUCCAGUCCCUCGAAGGCGAGGCACGAAAGCCGUUCGAGAGCGUAGACAUCGAGGCCGACAACUACGCUGCCGUGUGGGACGCUCUACUAAAAAGGUAUGAUAACCGACGUUUUCUCAAAAAGCAGCUUUUCCGUAGUAUUUACGACCUCCCUGCGGUCAAAAAGGAGUCCGCCGACAGCCUCCAGGAGCUUGUAGACGAGUUUCAGCGGCAUGUGAAGGCUCUCGCAAAGCUGAACGAACCCGUUCAGCACUGGGACACUCCUCUAGUCAACCUAUUGUCCUACAAGCUUGAUCCAUCAACCCUCCGAGCUUGGGAGGAAAAGACCAGCCAAGAAGAAGACGUCAAAUACAACGAUCUUGUCGAGUUCCUGUAUCAGCGAGUACGGAUCCUGAAGUCCGUGGCAUCCGACAUCUCCCAGCGUUCCCAGCCGGUUCUAGCAAAGGUGGCCGGCAUUGUUCCCCUUCCGAAAAGGCAGUUUCCAUCCAAAUUUGCAGCCAACGUGGUUGCUUCCGAUGCCAAGCCGAAUGCACCAUCCUGCUUCACCUGUUCCGACCGGCAUUUUCUGUUCCAGUGCCAAUCGUUCGCCAAGAUGCCCGUCAGCCAGAGGAGAGAUCUGGUUUCCCAGCGCAAGCUAUGCUGGAACUGUUUCCGAACCGGUCACCAAGCCAGAAGUUGCACCUCGAAGUUCUCCUGCCGUUCCUGUCGCGAUCGGCACCAAACGUUGCUCCACGAUCCAUCCCAGCCUGGUAAAAGUUCGUCCGCCCCAGCUGUGACGUCGAAAUCCCAUGAAGCGCUGUCUGUUCCAUCCACUUCGGCCCCAGGACCGGCUUCCACCUCCCAACAAGUAAGCAUGUCGGUUCAAUCCCAGGCCAGUACCGUUCUCCUCCAGACAGUCGCUCUUCACGUCGUCGAUGUUCAUGGCAAAUCCUUUGAGGCCAGAGCUCUGUUGGAUUCCGGGUCGAUGUCGAAUUUCAUCUCGUCGGAGCUGGCUAAUCUGCUUGCUAUUCCCCAAUCCGAGGCCGAUGUGUCCGUUGCCGGAAUCGGCCAGUCCCAAUGUAAGUUAAAGCGAGCAGUGAGCGCCACCGUCCGUUCCCGAAUCGGAUCGUUUUCCACCCAGCUCCGAUUCCUAGUCAUCGACCACCCGACUACCAACUUGCCCACUAUCCACGUCAAGCUUUCGUCUUGGAAGCUUCCAAAGGUCGAGUUAGCCGAUCCGCAAUUCCAUGUUCCGAACAAAAUCGACCUCGUUAUCGGCGAUUCCACGGAUUCGGUAGCCUGUCAGCUGUCUAGCACUGAUGCCCUGCUAGAUUCCACUCUCCAACGUUUUUGGGAGAUCGAAACAAUUCCCAAACAAUCCGUUCACUCCUCGACCGAGAAGGCUUGUGAGGAGUUUUAUGCUGCAACCACGUCCAGAGAUCCAGCGGGACGAUACGUCGUCCGCCUUCCCAGAACAGACAAUCCGGAGAUCGUUUUGGGAGAUUCCGAAUCCAUUGCCGAUCGCCGAUUCCUCGGUUUAGAACGCCGCCUCGAACGAGACUCCAAUGUAAAAUCCGUCUAUCACCAGUUCAUGGAGGAAUACGAGCACCUUGGGCAUAUGAAGCGGCUCGACGAACCGGUAGACAGCACUAUUCCGCACUGCUACCUUCCGCACCACCCCGUCUUCAAAUUGUCGAGCACCACCACGAAGACGAGGGUAGUAUUUGACGCCUCAUGUAAAACGACAUCGGGCCACUCCCUCAACGACACCCUCCUCGUCGGUCCGGUCGUACAAGAUGAUCUGCUAGCUCUCGUUAUUCGGUUCUGCUUUCACCGCAUCGCCCUGAAUGGUGACAUCGAGAAAAUGUACCGGCAAGUUCGCCUCCACGACGACGACCAAUCCCUCCAGCGGAUCAAAUGGCGCAGUGAUGCGUCCCAGCCCAUAGCUUCGUACCAGCUGCAGACCGUUACUUACGGCACAGCUUCCGCCCCCUACCUCGCCACGAAAACUCUCCAAAAAUUGGCGAGUGAGACAGGAAAUCGUCGACUUGAUCGUUGA
Aedes albopictus (Asian tiger mosquito) is the source of this 2538-nucleotide messenger RNA. RefSeq lists its product as uncharacterized. The coding region runs from base 1 to 2538 and encodes 845 amino acids. The transcript has 2 exons. Lineage: Eukaryota; Metazoa; Arthropoda; Insecta; Diptera; Culicidae. Gene Ontology annotation, molecular function: zinc ion binding; nucleic acid binding. The record is from RefSeq and is a predicted model, not a curated record.